Amborella trichopoda is the source of this 904-nucleotide messenger RNA. Its product is annotated as early nodulin-like protein 17. The record is from RefSeq and is a predicted model, not a curated record. Gene Ontology annotation, cellular component: plasma membrane. NCBI's taxonomy places the organism in Eukaryota, Viridiplantae, Streptophyta, Magnoliopsida, Amborellales, Amborellaceae. Gene Ontology annotation, molecular function: electron transfer activity.
GCUCUCCUCUUUCUCUCUCUACCCAUUCUCACUCCUUACCUCGACGAAAUCAGGGUCUUAGAGAGAGAAGAGAGAGGGACUUUAUUGAGAAACAGAUAGGCGAGUCUAGAGAAUAAUUCAGGCCACCUUAAUGGAACCGGCUCUUAUUUUCCGUCGACUUUUUGUCGCUAUUGUGAUUUUUGCGGUCGCUCUUCCGGCCAAUGCCACUGAUCACAUUGUCGGUGAUAACCAUGGGUGGAAUCCAGGGAUCAACUAUACUCUAUGGGCCGGAAACCAUACCUUCUUUGUCGGCGACCUCAUCUCUUUCAGGUACCAAAGGAACCAGUACAAUGUGUACAUGGUGAACAAAACUGGCUACGAUAACUGCACAUUGGAGGGCGCGCUUGGGAACUGGAGUAGUGGAAAAGACUUCAUCGAGCUCAAUGAAUCAAAGAGAUAUUACUUCAUCUGUGGCAAUGGCCUCUGCUUUGGUGGAAUGAAGGUCACUGUGUUCGUUGCAGAGCUUCCAACUUCCCCUCCUCCUUCCCAUUAUAAUAAUCACACAUCAGGAGCUCAAUCAAUAUUACGGCAAUUUGCUUCAACUGUGCCCGGAAUUUUGGCCGGAAUCUUCACCGGAAUUUGGAUCUGAUGAUCGGUUAGAUCUGAGACAUUAGUUUUUUUGGGCUUUUCUUUUUAUAUUUUUUGUGGUUCUGUUUUUCUUUUUUAUCUUUUAUAUUUGGAUUGGAAAUUUGGGGUUUACUUUGUGGUUUUUUUUCUUCCUCCUCAAACCCUAACAGUGAGGAAGAAAUUACGGAAAUGGCCCUGUUUCGUUGAGAAAAUUGUGGUUGCCUCUCCUUUCGUAUUUUACUAUUUUUGUUCUUUUUUUAUGAAUUUUAAAUGGGAUCGCACGUGUCUUUCACAUGGA